AAAUGAACGCAUUAUCGGUGUUAAGAGUGGGAUAUUUAUCGGAAACCACGACACUUGUAGAACAGGUGAUAAUUCUAGUUGAAACUCCUCAGAAUAUUUACUAAUGCUUCAUGUAAUUCCAUUAAGCAAAGAUUAGAUAAGUAUGGUGUGAAACUACAUUCUUCGAGUAACCAAUUGAAAGGUAGAAUACUUGCAAAAAGUUAUAAAAACAAAAGCGUGUGAAUGCAGACAUUAACCCAGAUCAAAACUGUCCUCUCCUUCGUUGGUGAGAGCUUAGCACUGAAGUCAUUUGCUCAGUGCAUGGAGAAGCAGUACACAAUGAGCAAGAACGAGGCAGCAAUAAAAGGACUGGGAUUGGGCAUGUUUCAAAUGGUAACAUUCUGUUCCUGGGCAUUGAUUGCAUGGGUGGGAGCAGUUACAGUUAAAGCAAAUCGAUCUCAGGGAGGUGAAACCUUAGCAGCUGUCAUGAGUAUUCUCUUUGGAGCCAUAUCAAUCACUUACGCAGCGCCAGAUUUUCAAAUCUUCAACCAGGCAAGAGCAGCAGGAAAUGAAGUAUCUCAGGUGAUAGAAAGGAAGCCGGUCAUAAGCUAUGAAAUGAAAGGAGAGAUUCUAGAUAAGGUUAAUGGAGACAUAGAAAUAAGAAAUGUGUACUUCUCAUAUCCAUCGCGUCAGGAUAAGCUUAUACUUCAGGGGUUCUCGCUGACUAUACCAGCAGGCAAAGUGGUUGCUUUGGUUGGAAGUAGCGGGUGUGGGAAGAGCACCAUAAUUUCCUUAGUGCAAAGGUUCUAUGAUCCAACUGAAGGUGCUGUUCUCAUUGAUGGUCUCAACAUCAGGGACCUUGAUCUGAAAUUUCUCCGAAGAAAUAUAGCAGCAGUUUCGCAAGAGCCGUCGCUUUUCUCAGGUACUAUCAAGGAUAACCUUAAGGUGGGAAACCUGGAAGCAAAUGAUGAAGAGAUAAUUCAGGCAGCAUCAACAGCCAAUGUCCACUCAUUCAUAUCCCAACUUCCAAAUCAAUAUUCCACAGAGGUAGGUGAGAGAGGGGUACAGAUUUCAGGUGGACAAAAACAGAGGAUAGCCAUAGCAAGAGCCAUUCUUAAAGAUCCUCCCAUUCUUCUCCUCGAUGAGGCAACCAGUGCACUAGAUUCAGAAUCUGAGAAGCUAGUUCAAGGUGCACUCGAGAAGGCAAUGCAAGGGAGAACUGUGAUUCUGAUUGCGCAUAGAAUGUCAACAGUUGUGACUUCUGAUAUCAUUGUUGUUGUAGAGAAUGGAAAGGUGGCACAAGCAGGGAGCCAUAACGAACUGCUAGAAGGCAGUAAAUUCUACAGCAGUUUGUUUAGCAUGCACAACAUGGAGGCUGGAGAAAAUGAAGAUACUAGAGAUAUAGGAACAAGGCAAGUGCAAAUACCAAGCAACAACAACAUUAUUAUGGAGAUUUCUGAGCUCCAUGAACAAUCCAAGGAACUGCAGUGCCAGUUGGGUAGUCCUACAAAGAAAGAGAUGCAUAAAACAAAAAGAAAAGAGGUUCCAUUCCUCAGAAUCUGGUUUGGGUUGAAGAACGCUGAUUUUGGAAAAACUAUUUUGGGUUCUUUUGCAGCAGCUAUCUCUGGUAUUUCAAAACCACUGUUUGGGUUUUUCAUCAUGACAAUAGGAAUUGCAUAUUACAAGCCAGACGCAACAAGGAGAGUAGGCUGGUAUUCACUUAUGUUCACUGGAGUUGGAUUUCUUACAUUAGUCACCCAUGCAGUGCAACAUUAUUUCUAUGGUAUAGUUGGGGAAAAGGCCAUGAGAAACCUCAGGGAGGCUCUUUUUUCAGGUAUACUUCGAAAUGAGAUAGCUUGGUUUGAAAAACCUGAGAAUAGUGUGGGAUUCCUUACUUCACAUAUUGUCACCGAUACCUCCAUGAUCAAGACCAUUAUAUCUGAUAAGAUGUCAGUUAUAGUCCAAUGCAUCUCCUCCAUUCUAAUAGCAACCACUGUCAGUAUGAUUGUUGACUGGAGAAUGGGCCUUGUUGCUUGGGCAGUUAUGCCUUGUCAUUUUAUUGGUGGUCUAAUACAUGCAAAAUCAGCCAAAGGGUUCUCAGGUGACUCUGCGGUAGCUCACCGAGAAAUUGUUUCCCUUACAUCAGAGUCAGCAAGCAAUAUUAGGACCGUGGCAUCCUUUGUCCACGAAGAACAUAUACUAAAGAAAGCCAAGCUUGCUCUACGAAAUCCUAUGAAGGCUAAAAGGAUAGAGAGUAUCAAGUAUGGGAUUGUACAAGGGGUGUCACUAUGCUUAUGGAAUAUUGCACAUGCCAUCGCCCUAUGGUACACCACAGUUUUGGUUGAUAAGAAGCAAUCGACAUUUGAGAAUGGAAUUAGAUCUUACCAGAUUUUCUCACUUACUGUUCCUUCAAUCACUGAGCUAUGGACUUUGAUCCCCAUGGUUGUCUCUGCUAUCAGCAUACUGACACCAGCUUAUCAGAUCCUUGACCGCGAAACUGAAAUUGUGCCAGAUAAGCCGGAUGCUACAGAUUCUGAAAGGAUCGAAGGAAAAAUUGAAUUCAAAGAUAUCUGUUUCAACUAUCCGUCAAGGCCAGAAGUAGUUAUACUAAAUAAAUUCAGUUUAACAAUAGAUUCUGGUCUGAGGGUGGCCCUUGUUGGGCCUAGUGGAGCAGGGAAGUCCUCUGUUUUGGCACUACUUUUAAGGUUCUAUGAUCCUUGUGCAGGACAAAUUUUCAUAGACAUGAAGGACAUAAAGGAUUACAAUCUGAGAUGGUUAAGAAAACAAAUAGGGUUUGUGCAGCAAGAGCCCCUCCUUUUUAGUUCCUCAAUUAGAGACAAUAUCUGCUAUGGCAAUGAAAGCGCUUCAGAAGCUGAAGUAGUUGAGGCCUCCAUAGAAGCAAACAUUCACGAGUUUGUAAGUAAUUUGCCAAAGGGGUAUGACACCAUGGUGGGAGAAAAGGGUUGCCAACUUUCUGGUGGGCAAAAGCAGAGAAUAGCCAUUGCGAGGGUACUACUAAAGAAGCCAGCAAUUCUGCUGCUAGAUGAAGCUACCAGUGCACUUGAUGGAGAAUCUGAAAAAGCUGUCAUGAGAGCUUUAGGAUCAGGUAAAGGAAGAAAGUUUGGUGGGCCACUGUUCAAAGCCACUCAAAUAACUGUUGCACAUAGGCUUAGCACAGUAAUUAAUUCAGAUAUAAUAGUGGUGAUGGAUAAGGGCCAGGUGGUUGAAAAGGGUAACCAUCCAGCUUUGAUAUCAACAAUUGAUGGUGUUUAUUCAAGAUUAUUCCAUCUGCAAAGCCAGAUGGAAGGUUAAUCGACCUCUUGUAUUGCUAUACUGUAGUAUAAGAAUUGCAGAGUUCCAGGAUAUAAAAUGAAGGUAUAUUGUUGCUAUUUUUUAUAGAAGCAUAAUAGAGGAAAGGAUAUUAGGUUAUCCGAUUUGGCAUAUGAAAAGAAGCUAAAAUUUCGUCAUAAUUUAUACUGUGUAUAAUUAACUAGUAUUAGUUAUUCAGAUAAAUCAACAGAGUUAGCCUCCUGUAACUAUAAAAAUUGAAAUAAAUAUUAUCAGUAGUUCUAAGCUGUUUCAGCAUGGUUCUUGUUGGAUAAUUUUUACUUCCCAUAAACCAGGCAUA
Molecule: messenger RNA, 3607 nt
Organism: Asparagus officinalis (garden asparagus)
Lineage: Eukaryota; Viridiplantae; Streptophyta; Magnoliopsida; Asparagales; Asparagaceae
Product: ABC transporter B family member 10-like
Exons: 6
Coding region: 223-3291 (1022 amino acids)
Biological process (GO): transmembrane transport
Cellular component (GO): membrane
Molecular function (GO): ATP binding; ABC-type transporter activity; ATP hydrolysis activity
Source: RefSeq, a predicted model, not a curated record